Neltuma alba is the source of this 882-nucleotide messenger RNA. RefSeq lists its product as uncharacterized. The transcript is spliced from 4 exons. NCBI's taxonomy places the organism in Eukaryota, Viridiplantae, Streptophyta, Magnoliopsida, Fabales, Fabaceae. The record is from RefSeq and is a predicted model, not a curated record. Bases 1 to 882 code for a protein of 293 amino acids.
AUGGAAAUUGAAGAAGGUGAAGAUACAAGCUUCGCGAAAAUUGAAGACCAUGCUCUCAUGAUCAAAAUGGGUUGUGAUUGUGGAACUGUGGUCGAAACUGCUCUUAUGGACAUGUGCUCCAAAUAUGGCCUUAUAAGUGAAUGCGUCGUGUUGGUUGACCUUCCACAUAUAUCCGGUAAUCUCACAGAGAUUAAGGGUGCUUAUCUUUUUGCUGUGACCAUGAGAGCUGACAAGAAGGUUCUUGAGCUAUACGAUUCUCUCUGGUUCCAGCAUUUAGUUAUCACAGGAAUAAAAUAUCCUGAAGGAACAAACAAAGAUCAAGAACAAACUGAAGAUGAAUCUUCUGAUUUCAAGGUUUUGACCAUUCCAGCCAUGGAUUCUAGGUCAAUGAGCGAGAAUAGCUUCAAGAUGCUUGACUCUUUCUCUCCAACUUCUGUUCUUCCAGUUCAUUUGCCAGACCCUUUUCCAACGAAGAAGGAUAUAACCGAAGAUUCAAACUCCAUGAUCUUACCAAAGAAGAAGAGGUCAAGAAAGAUAAGAAAGCACAUGAGCAUAAGAGAGCUUGAAUUAGAAGAAGUGGAAGGGUUCAAGGAUCUGGGUUUUAUCUUCAAACAAGAAGAUAGGCAUUCGAGAUUGGCUUUGAUCAUUCCUGGGUUGAAGAGGUUGGGGAAGAAAGAGGAAGAAGAAGAAGAGAUUGAUGAGAGAUAUAUUCAGAGACCUUACCUUUCUGAAACAUGGGACUUUCUGGACCGGAAGAAGAAAGUAGAGAAGCCAUUGAAAAUGAAAAUUCCUGAGGAUAUGAGCAAUGAAGCAAAGAUGAAAGAUGAUCUGAAAUUAUGGGCUUAUGCCGUUGCUUCGCUCGUAAGAUCAUACCAUGAAUGA